AUGCCCCCUAUUCUAAAACACCACGUCCUAAUCGUCGGCGGAACCUCAGGAAUCGGCUUCGCAGUCGCCGAACUGGCCUUAGCAUCCGGUUGCACCGUAGCAAUCGCCUCAUCAAACCCAACCCGCAUCUCCUCCGCCAUCAUUCGUCUCCAAGCCUCCUUCCUAGACAAAAAGUCCCUAAUCUCCGGCCAUGAAAUCGAUCUCCAAACACCAGACAUCGAAGCCCGCCUCACAACCCUCUUCGAUGCCGUCACCUCCAACAAAUCGAAACUCUUGAACCACAUAGUGUUCACCGCAGGCCGAAUCCCGAAAUUGAAACCCCUACCAGAAAUGGACAUCAUCUCAACCCUAAACCUCACCCAAUCAUCCCUCUCCGCGCCCCUCGCGCUCGGGAAACUCGCUCCACCCUACCUCGUGCCCUCCUACAGCUCCUCCAUCACCUUAACCGGGGGCCGCGUAGCUGACAAACCCCUGCCAAACUACACGCUCUUCUCGUUCUACGCCUCCGGUCUGCACGGACUCGUCAAAAGCCUCGCGUUCGACCUGGCGCCGAUUAGGGUUAACAUGGCGAGUCCGGGCGCGACGGUGACGGAGAUGUGGGGGCCGGAGGAGGUGAGGGAGAUGAUGGCGAAGAAAGUGGGGGAGACGGCGUUGUUGGGGAAGGUGGGGAGUGCGGAGGAGGUAGCGGAGGGGUAUGUUUAUUUCAUGCGGGAUUGGAAUGUGACGGGGGAGGUGCUCAGGAGUGAAGGGGGCGCGAUUUUGCAGUAA
This is a messenger RNA of Mollisia scopiformis, 768 nucleotides long. RefSeq names its product NAD(P)-binding protein. The record is from RefSeq and is a predicted model, not a curated record. Gene Ontology annotation, molecular function: oxidoreductase activity. Lineage: Eukaryota; Fungi; Ascomycota; Leotiomycetes; Helotiales; Mollisiaceae. The transcript is spliced from 2 exons. Bases 1 to 768 code for a protein of 255 amino acids.